Molecule: messenger RNA, 2409 nt
Organism: Lutzomyia longipalpis
Lineage: Eukaryota; Metazoa; Arthropoda; Insecta; Diptera; Psychodidae
Product: zinc finger protein 391-like
Exons: 3
Coding region: 695-2290 (531 amino acids)
Biological process (GO): regulation of transcription by RNA polymerase II
Cellular component (GO): nucleus
Molecular function (GO): DNA-binding transcription factor activity; zinc ion binding; RNA polymerase II cis-regulatory region sequence-specific DNA binding
Source: RefSeq, a predicted model, not a curated record
UACAUCAAGCAAUACGUCUGUAAAAAGAAUAUAAAGAAAGAAGACAAACCAGAGAUUGAAGAACAAAUUGUCAAGUCUUGCAGAGUUUGUGAAACUCCGGAAAAUCUAUUGGGUCAUCUCUAAAUGGAUGUCGCAACCGAGUAAAAAUUAAUUUCUGCAAAAAGAGUUUGUGACGACAUGUCGUAGGAUAAUCCAUACCUUUUCCUCUUUUCGUCAUUGGAUAAUUCCUUAAUAUGUCCAAUUGCAUUCAAAGUUUUUCAAAUUAUUUUUUUUAUUUAAUAAAAGCCAAAAAUUAAUUUACACAGCCUUAAAUUAAGCUGUGUUACGUCAUCGAAGGCUACUUUAAGAUAAAUCAAGCUACUUUAGAAAGGAUUUUGAAAAAUUAUUGUAAAAAUCACAGCUAAAAAUGGUGGUAUCAUAAACACAUGCGUUCUUUAGCAAAAUAAACAUUAAAUCUCAGGAUCUUUGCUUUAAGAGAUUAUACCCUCCCAAUACAUAUAUAUUUCUGGCCGCCAUCUUUAAUAAUAAACCAUUAUUUACUUUUUUUUAUAUCUCUGGUUCUGCAAAUGAUAAAAUGUUGAAAUUUGGAUAUGUUGUAUAGGUCAGAAACCUAACUCGGUAAAAAAUAUUUCAAGUCAAUCAAAAUACAUUAAAACAAAAUGGCCGACCACAUGUAAUAAACUUUAGACGCUAAAUGGGAGAAAUUUUUAUUGGGUUACCCAUUAACCAAGCAAAUGUCAAACGGAAAUUUUUUACUUGGUUGCGACAUCCAUUUCGAGAUGACCCAAUAAUUAAUCUUACGGCAAAGGAGUCUAUUCAUUUGAAGGAGAAGCUUCACAAAAUCGGCGAUUUUAAGGUUAAGUACGACCAAUGGCUGAAAUUCAUUUGCAUUCCAUGCAGUUUGCAACUACAAAAUGCCUUUGAAUUUAAAAAACAAUCCGAAGAGACAUACGCCAAGCUUAUUGUUUUCUUAAAUAUCUGGGAAAAUACAGAAAAUACAAAUUCUAAUCAUUCGUUAAAUGAAGAGCAUGAAGAUGAUCAAUAUUCUCAAAAUGGCUGCUAUGACGCGCCAAAUUCGCCUAACUUAAAUAUUGUGAAUGAAGAACCUCCUGUACAGCAGGAAGGUAAUGAGUCUGAGGAGGAUACCAAAUAUUCAGAUUUGUUUGAUUUUGACAAGAUCUGUAAUGAGCUCUUGGAAGAAGAUUUUGAAGAAAAUCCCAAAGAUUUCUAUGGUAAUGAAGAAGAUCAUUCACCUGAGUCAAGUUUACCAGAAGAAGAUCGUGAAAAGACCUACUUUGAUCUCUUUGAAGUUGUUGAAGAUUCCCAAGAGAUUGCCAAUGAAACGGCAUCCCCGAAAAAGAUAGAGCUCCUUCCGGAACUUGUUCGAUUUCUCCGGAAGCAAAAUAAAAUUCCAACGUUGGAUGGAAAAUGGAAAAAGUGGGAAAAGCCCCCACCGCGUAAACCUGGGCGAAAACCUCAAGGCAAGAAGAUCUAUGAGUGUGAAUUAUGUUCGAAAACAUUUUUACAGAAGCAUAACAUGAAAGAUCACAUAGUAUCGAAUCAUUUGAACAAGAGGGCCUACACUUGUGAUUUGUGCGGGAAGGAAUUCAAAUAUAACGGCGAAUUUUACAAGCAUCGCAAGUAUCACACAAUGGAGCCAGGUAGUCAAGGAGAACUUCCCAGAAUUCCUUGUAACAUCUGUGGGAAAAGCAUGAAGAACCCCUUGACUCUCUAUUGUCACAUGAAAACCCACCAAAGAUCGCAAAAUGAGAGGGAAAGGCCCUUUUUGUGUCAUUACUGUGGCUACGCAUCGCCAACAAUGGCCUACCUCCGGGAACACCUGCAGACGCAUCUAGAUGCCAAACCUCACAAGUGUAAAGAAUGCGGAAAGUCGUUUAACUUGAAGGCUGCAUGGUUGUCACAUAUGAAUAUACAUUCCGGCAAGAGGCCACACGGGUGCCAUUUAUGCCCAAAGACCUUCUACAACAGGACACACCUAAGGCAGCACAUACAUACACAUACAGGUGAGAGGGACCAUCACUGCAAAGUCUGCGGAAAGGGUUUCAGAUUUCCAUUCAAUGUCCGGGAACAUAUGAGAGUUCAUACCGGUGAGAAGCCCCACAGCUGUCCAGUUUGUCACAAGAAGUUUGCCCAAGAGAAGACAAUGAAGAAGCAUCUUGUUGGCUGUUCAUCUACUGAGCAUUCAACAAAUCAAUAUGGCGCCGAUGAGGAAGUGCAACAGAACAGAAACUCAGAAAUAGCUUCCACAGAAGGACUAUCUUAUGAAUAGGAAAGGAAAAGUUGAAGGAAGCAUGUUUGAAGAGACUUCUACUUCAGAUUAACUAAUAAACUUGUUGUGAAAAUAAUUUCGUAUGAAAUUAUUGCAAAAAUAAAUUAUCUUUAAAAUUA